Molecule: messenger RNA, 2075 nt
Organism: Culicoides brevitarsis
Lineage: Eukaryota; Metazoa; Arthropoda; Insecta; Diptera; Ceratopogonidae
Gene: pkaap
Product: A-kinase anchor protein 10, mitochondrial
Exons: 3
Coding region: 97-1806 (569 amino acids)
Biological process (GO): intracellular protein localization
Cellular component (GO): plasma membrane; mitochondrion
Source: RefSeq, a predicted model, not a curated record
CAGGACCAAAACAAACCAAUCUCACAAGUGAAAUUUCGCAUAAAAUGACCCGAUAAUCGCGAAGAAAUAUGUAAAUUACCACUUUGACACACAAAUAUGUUGCAGAUCUUCAAAAAGUCACAUCGUCGUUCAUCGUCAUCCGUAUCAGCAGAGGACAAUGUUUCGCUAAAUUCAUCACAUAAACAGGAGAAUUUCAGUCUGGAAGAUGCGGAAAAAUUCUAUUUUGAUGCAAAAGACAAAGCGACAGAAACGCCUGAAUCUCGUCCCAAACUCUCGAAAUACCUGUCGGAUAUCCUGAACGAACGUGGUUGCCUGUGUUACUUUGUCCAAUAUCUCGAAGCCAAAAACGCUCUUCCGCUGAUAAAGUUCUGGAUCGAUGCCGAAAGUUAUCGUUCAGCUGCUGAACUGCUUUGCGGGCGAAAUGGCGUCUUGAGUAACAGCAAAAGUCUCGCUUUUGACACAAAUACGAGGGAUGAGGGUCCCGAAACUGCGCGGGAAUUGAAACGAAGUGUCUCUUCUGAGGGUUACGACAGUUUAUCCUUCAAAAGUCAGUCAAACGAAUCAAUUGAUCGUCUUUCGGCAGGUGCUUUAUCCGAAACAAAGCCCGAAGACGACCCCAAAUCCAACAAAUUACAAUCCUCAUUGGUAGCUGAUGCAAUACGAAUUUACCGAAAAUACCUUGUUUCCUCCUCGAUGUACUUUGUGGAUGUGCCUGCGACGUGUCAGUCAACAAUUUCGCUCGCUUUGUGCAAUAACGCCGCAAUUACGGCAACUUUGUUCGUCGAAGCGCAAAAAUACGCCUUUGACAUGCUGGAACGCGACCAUCUCGAAGCGUUUCUCGAAAGUGCGUAUUACUGCAAAUAUUCCGUGGAAGUGUUGACAGACGAGAGUUUACGACUUACGGAUUUGCUGUACAACGAGUCGAUCCUUUUCUACUUUAUGGAGUUCUUGGAGCAGGAUCGGGCCCAACAGUACCUUGAAUUUUGGAUGACGGCUGUGAAUUUCAAACAAAACCUCAUCGCGAACGAGUACAACAAGUCGCAGGCGCAAUCCGACGCCCUCAUUUUGUACGAAAAAUAUUUUUCGCUGCAAGCAACGCAACCUUUGCACUUCUCGGAUGCCGUCCGGAGCACCGUUGAAGGCGAAAUUUGCAAAGAUACCGAAGAUCCGAUUGUGAAUUGUUUCGAUAUCCCGCUAAAAAUUGUCGAAAUCUACCUGGAACAGAAUUAUUUCAAGCCUUUUAUGCAGUCCAACUUGUUCCAAAAGUACCUCACGGAACGAUAUUCGCGAAUGCAUGUCGAAGAAAAAACCGUAGCAACGCCAAUUUCGCAAAAAAUCGCCGGAAAAACGCACAAACGGAACAAUUCCGAACCAUUUAUCGCGAAAACAAACACUUUGCUGGCAUCGAUGGACAUCACAAAGCCCGCCAAUAACAUGCAAAUCGAUUCGCAGCAGUUAACGGACCCCGAUAUGCUGUGGCGUCGCAAUUUCCUACCCAACAGCACUCCUACACAAAAUGGGCUCAGUUUCGGUCGUGUUAACGCCUUCGGAAGGUAUCAACGCGAAUUUGAACUGAAUCCGGGACAACAAGACAUUCAUAACACGUCGCUGACGAACGCCUCGAAUCGCCUUAAAAAAGUCGUGCGAAAACUCGUGAAUUUGCCGGAAGACAAGGCGCAGGAAGAAAUCGCGUGGCAAGUUGCGGAAAUGAUUGUCAGAGACGUCACGAGUAUCACGAUGCAAUUAAAUCACGAAAAUCUGCACGAGGAAGACGCGAAAGAGGAGAAUCUCACACAAAACACGUGAUUAAUGUUGAAGCUCUUCUAUUCGAUAUUUUUACCUUAGACAAGAAUCUCUAAACUUGUGCUCUAAAUCAAAUUUUAGUACUUUCCAAAUUUUAUCCACGUUAUUCCAAUGGAAUGAUAAAAAUUUAGACCUUAGAAAUAGUAGAGAAGGCUCUUUUGAGUCAAUGACAUUAUUUUUUAUUUAGUCAAAAUAGUGUUAAAAAACUUUCAUCAGCGAGAGGAAUUUUCAAGUAUUCAAUACCAGACUGGAGUAUUUUUCCAUAAAAAGAA